Molecule: messenger RNA, 1653 nt
Organism: Haliotis rubra (blacklip abalone)
Lineage: Eukaryota; Metazoa; Mollusca; Gastropoda; Lepetellida; Haliotidae
Exons: 2
Coding region: 176-1342 (388 amino acids)
Source: RefSeq, a predicted model, not a curated record
GGUGAAGGGAGAACCUGCUACAGAAGUCCACCAAACAGAAGUGAAGGACAAUCUUCCCACAGAAGUCCACCAAAACAGAGGUCAAGGACAAUCUUCCCACAGAAGUCCACCAAACAGAGGUCAAGGACAAACAUCAUCUACAAAAAAAAGUCCGUCCCGUCAAUGAGACGCCGCUAUGGCGUCACGCCUGUUUAUCAUUAACCAUCGUGUGCGGAAAUAUGUCAUUCUCUUGUCAGUGAUCCUUGUAACUCUCUUGGUGAACAAUAGGUUAAGGGAGUAUGCUGAACGUGUUAAAUAUGUUGACAUAGCACAGGCUCUUGAAACCAAACUGUUUUACAGCAAUAAAAUACAUGACGUUCAUGACCAUACCAGAAACGAAGUAGAUGAAUUCCUUGACUAUUCAACGUCACAGAACUGCACCGUGCGGGACUUACUGCUCAGCGCCGAUCCUUCCUUUAAUACAGUAAAUCAGGAUUUAUUCUGUGACGAAAAGGCAAAAAGCAGUGACGUCAUAUGUAGGUGGUUCUUCGCACAAAUUGGAAUGAGCGACAUCCAUGACGAAAAUGCAUGCAGACGUACCGGAAGUGACUCUAAAGUGCCCAAAAUUGUGUACUACGUCAUCUUCGGACCUUACACUUUUCAGUUCUAUCAUUACGUAAGUGUAGUGAGCGCCAGGCGGUUUAUAAACCCCUCAGCUAUCUACCUGAUAGGAGACGCCCAUCCAAGUGGUGUUUGGUGGACGCAGGUUCUGAGGGACGUCCCGGGGGUGAGGUUCGUCUACAGGGAGAGGCCCCCUGGGAUAAACGGCAAACCAGUCACGUGGAAACACCAUUUGUCUGACUUGGUCAGACUACAGGCUCUGUACGCUAAUGGCGGCAUCUACCUGGACACCGACAUGGUGGUCACUCGACCCCUAGAGCCUCUACUGGACUUCGACAUCACCAUGGGGCUACUCGACAACGGCACGGGAAUGGGCAACGCCAUCAUCCUUGCCAAGAGGGGGUCCAAGUUCGUCAGAGAGUGGUACGAAGGCUACCGGACAUACAACAACAAGGAGUUCUACAAGAACUCGCUCCACGUUCCCCGGGACAUGUGGCACAAGAACCCAAAGAGCAUCCACAUGGAAUCAGAUAGACUGUACCGGCCGAACUGGUUCGAGUCGGACUUGCUGUUUAAGAAGAAUGACUACCCGUGGAGGGAUAACUACGCGAUUCACGUCUGGACAAACCACAACCCACUCCCUAAAGGGUUUUCUGACAUUAACCGUUUAAACACCACCCUUGGGCAGAUAUUCCGCCAUGUUCUAUACGGAAGUACAGAUUAUAGAACUGACGACAGGUGAGGUUACAGCACUGAUGGACCUGUAGUUACUGUUUGACGUAUUUCAGAGACCUGUGUGUCUGAAAGUAUGUGUGGUGGACUCCUACGUUGUAUUCUGCUCAGCAGUGUGAUGUAGUUGAAUGGCGGCACGAAGCCACAGACUGUUCGGCUGUGUUUACUGGGUGGGAUAUAUAGUCUCCAGUAGAGUCAGCCUACCGUUAUAUGGAGCUGGAUGUGCAGGAACAUGAUAUAUGUGCUCGUGAAGGACACUACACUUUAUUUUGUUCUUGAUUUCUCCUCAUAAUGUGUUAAUUCAAAUAUUUGACGAUCUGA